AUGGAUUCUUCCCUGAGUCCCUUCAGCACCAAUGGUAACGAUAGUUCCGCCAAGUACAUUGCCAACAAGGCUGGCAGCCACAAUGAAGCAGUCAUCAUCGCAGGAGUCAUGAUCGGCUCAGUUUUCUUCGUCGCCAUCGUUGGGGUGGCUUGGAUGUUUUUCAGGGAGCGGUCUCGAAAGAUUAAGGACCAGCUGGACGCGAUCAAGACUGUCAGCGCCUCUGAAAUAAGUCCAGGACUUUCGGAAUUGGCCUCGAGCCUCUUUGUCAAAAAGCCAUCUCCCCAUUGUCGCUUGUCUUCCUUCUCGAGUUCUCCAAUGAGACUGAUCCACGUCCAGUACAUGACCCACGCUGGGCAGCAACAGUUCAUACAGGCCAAGGCGAGGCGAUUUGAGGCGAUCUAUAACUUUCUAGAAGUCAUUUGUUUCUUUGCCUCGGUCCACCAACCCCACAUAACGCCGGCUCCGCCUCCGAAGCCGCCGAUCUCAUCCGGAAUCUGGAGCGCCCAAUUACAUCAAAAUGCGUCCCACCUCAAGCUAUCAGCUACCAGUAACGUUAGCGGUACUUCUUCUGUUCUUCUCAUGCCUCGCUCUGGCCUCAUCAGACUCAAAAGAUGCCAGCAACACGUUGUCUCAACGCGACGAGGAAGCAGGUUCAGGAUGCAGUACAGAGGGCCAGUGGCACUGUAUGACCAAUUCAUUUCAGAGAUGCGCAGGUGGACACUGGUCGAUCAAGAUGGCUAUGGCUGA
Molecule: messenger RNA, 747 nt
Organism: Fusarium proliferatum ET1
Lineage: Eukaryota; Fungi; Ascomycota; Sordariomycetes; Hypocreales; Nectriaceae
Exons: 4
Coding region: 1-747 (248 amino acids)
Source: RefSeq, a predicted model, not a curated record